AGGGAGAGGGAUGAGAGAGAGUCAGAGCUGAGCAGAUUAGCAGCAAGCAGUCCAGCAAUCCAAUACUGUGUGAUACAAGCAGGGAAUGAUUGGAUACAGAGGUGUGACAAAGCAGUGAAUGAAACGCAGAGCCCAGCUUUCAUAGCCUCUGCAGGCAGGCAGGCAGGCAGGCAGGCUGUGCAAGUCCUGUGCUUGAGAGAGCGAGAGAGAGAGGGGCGAUUUGAGAGUAGUAAGUCAUAUAAAGUAGCGGUUCUUGCAGUGAGGGAAGCUGUCUGGAUCCCGUGAACUGUUCUCGCUCGGAUUAUUGCUUUUGACAAAGCAGUUUAUUUUCUCUCACGCUGGCAGGGGAUGCAACACCCUUCUCGGAAAUAUCUUUAAUAUAACACAAACCUGUAAGCUUGUCAAGGUAGAGGACGGGAGUCUGGUUCUUUCUGUGAGAUGACAGUAUGUUCAGGCAGUGGCAGAGCCCUCCACCUGUACACGGAUGGCAGCAUUGAGCUGUCUGUAAGCGCAGAUCGAUAGGAAAGUGCUGAUGCUCUGGAGUUCCGCAGCAAAAUAUGACGGCUGCUGACAUAACGGAGUUGUACGGUAGUUAAUAAAAACUAAACUUCCAAGUAUAAAAAGUAACCGAAAAAAACCAUUUCGCUUUGAACCUAAAAGAAAGCUUUGGGAUGCGGCGCUCCAGCACGGAUGAGUCCACUUACCGGCGCAGCCCUUCGCUGGAGAGCAAGGAUUACUCUCUGCCACAGUCUGCUUUCCGGCGCUACAGCAGCAGCUACGGGAACCACUUAGAGGGCCAGAGCUCCUUCUUUGGGUUUCACACUAACCCCGGCCCCAAGGCCACCAAGACCAAGUACACCUCCCCCAAGGGCAACAAGUAUGUGGUGUUUUAUCUGGACCUGUCCUUCAUCUUCCUCCUAGAGCUGAAGCGCUGCAGCAUGGCACGGAACUGCCUUCAGUGUAUCAAGUACCUGAUGUUCGUCUUCAACCUGCUGUUCUGGCUAGGAGGCUGUGGUAUUCUGGGUGUAGGGAUCUGGUUGGCUGUCACUCAGGGGAACUUUGCCACUCUCUCCGCCUCUUUCCCCUCCCUCUCGGCCGCCAAUGUGCUGAUCUCCGCGGGGACGGUCGUCAUGGUGAUUGGGUUCCUGGGCUGCAUCGGAGCCAUCAAGGAGAACAAGUGCCUGCUUCUGAGUUUCUUCAUCCUGCUCCUGAUUGUUCUCCUGCUGGAGACCAUAUCAAUGAGUCUGUUCUUUGCCUACAAGGAAGAGAUCGACCGCUAUGCGCAGGCUGACCUGAAGGAGGGGCUGUGGCUGUACGACACUGAGGGGAACAUCGGGCUGACCAACGCCUGGAGCAUCAUCCAGACCGACUUCCGGUGCUGCGGGGUCUCGAACUACACGGACUGGUUCGAGGUGUACAACACCACGCAGGUACCCGACUCCUGCUGCCUGGAGUACAGCCAGAGGUGCGGUCUGCACUCGCCCGGGACCUGGUGGAAAGCUCCCUGUUACGAGCGAGUGAAGGUCUGGCUCCAGGAGAACCUGCUUGCAGUGUGGAUCUUCGGGCUGUGCAUUGUACUGAUACAGGUGUUGGGUCUGGUCUUUGCCAUGACGAUGUAUUGCCAGGUGCUGAAAACAGACACCUUUUACGCCUAGAGUUCCCCGGACGCACUGCAUUCUGGGAUACAGACUGCAUCGUUAUUUUUUUUCGGCCUUGCCGUCGUUAUUUUUUUUCGAUGUUGCUGUCUUCAUCG
Molecule: messenger RNA, 1753 nt
Organism: Polyodon spathula (Mississippi paddlefish)
Lineage: Eukaryota; Metazoa; Chordata; Actinopteri; Acipenseriformes; Polyodontidae
Gene: tspan4a
Product: tetraspanin 4a
Exons: 7
Coding region: 672-1655 (327 amino acids)
Cellular component (GO): membrane
Source: RefSeq, a predicted model, not a curated record